UGAUUUGUAUAGUGUACAAAUUUCAGCAGAACUUUGUGGUGGAAAGUGUGCUCAAGUUCAAGGAUGCACUCAUUUUACAUGGACUCAAUACAAUGGUGGUACUUGUUGGCUGAAAUCAGGCACAGUUUCCAAAAGUGAUGCCUUUUCAACCAGCGAUUCAACUAUGGUCUGUGGUGUAGUGCCUGACGGCCAACAAGGAGGAAGUGGUUCGACUAUUCAGUGGAACGGAAAUAAUUGGGCCAUGUCGUGUGAUUUCCAAGGAAAUGAUUUGUAUAGUGUACAAAUUUCAGCAGAACUUUGUGGUGGAAAGUGUGCUCAAGUUCAAGGAUGCACUCAUUUUACAUGGACUCAAUACAAUGGUGGUACUUGUUGGCUGAAAUCAGGCGCAGUUUCCAAAAGUGAUGCCUUUUCAACCAAUGAUUCAACUAUGGUCUGUGGUGUGGUUUAA
This is a messenger RNA of Rotaria sp. Silwood2, 448 nucleotides long. The record is from the annotation of a GenBank genome assembly. NCBI's taxonomy places the organism in Eukaryota, Metazoa, Rotifera, Eurotatoria, Philodinida, Philodinidae.